Molecule: messenger RNA, 1392 nt
Organism: Lactuca saligna
Lineage: Eukaryota; Viridiplantae; Streptophyta; Magnoliopsida; Asterales; Asteraceae
Source: the annotation of a GenBank genome assembly
AUGAACGCAAAUGGUAAAGAUCUGCUUCGAUUUCCCGAUUGGUCUUCAUCGACGGUGGUGGUGAGUCGGAGGCGAUAUGCUACUGUGGCGAUUCAGUCGGUGGCGGGUCAGCCUCAAUUUCAUAACAUUUUAAGGGAUUGCUGUUGGUGUUCAUCGACGGUCGUGGUGGGUCGGAGUGAGUUUGUGUUCGACCCAAUUAAAUGGCAGCGGAAGCAAAUGAACGAGGACUUCCUUGACCUAUCAAAGAUGUUCAAUGCAGUUAAAUCGCUUGUUCGAGUGCCUUCUGUAGACCCCAAAUAUAAAAUUGCUCUUCUUGCUUCUAAGCAGGACCAUUGUCUUGUUGAUCUACUGCAUGCUUGGCAAGAUGGAAAACUUCCGGUUCAGAUAAGCUCUGUAAUCAGCAAUCAUGAUAGGGUGGGGAAUACCCAUGUGAUGCGGUUCCUUGAAAGACAUGAGAUUCCAUAUCAUUAUCUGUCCAAGUCAAAGGAGAAGAAUGUAGAAGAUGAGAUAUUGGGGUUGGUUGAAGAUACAGAUUUCUUGGUCCUUGCUAGAUACAUGCAGGUGUUGUCUGGAAACUUUUUGAAAAGAUAUGGGAAGGAUGUGAUCAACAUACAUCAUGGCUUAUUGCCAUCAUUCAAGGGAGGAAAUCCAUCUAGGCAGGCAGCUGGGGUCAAUUUGAUUGGUGCUACAACCCAUUUUGUCACGGAAGAGCUUGAUGGGGGCCCAAUCAUUGAGCAGAUGGUUGAGAGAGUCUCGCACAAGGAUAAUUUGCUGAGUUUUAUUCAGAAAUCUGAGAAUCUUGAAAAACAAUGCCUUAUGAAGGCAAUCAAGUCAUAUUGUGAGUUACGCGUUCUACCUUAUCAACACAACAGGACUGUUGAUGAUGAUGAUGAUGAUGAUGAUGAUGAUGAUGACGUUUCUCACAAGAAGGAUAUUUAUCUCCAAUUUGGUGUAGUAUUAAGUGAUGUAUCUGCUUUUUUUGUUGAUGGUAACUAUCAUUGGAGUCAACGUUCGUUGAUAGGAGGAUUUGGCGGUUCUUCGCAGUCUAGUAUCGUUAGUUUCUUGCCUAUUAUUGAUAAGUGUGGUGUGACUUGUAAGCUUCAACAGGGUGUGGGAAAUAGGGAAGCUAUUUGGCAGAGGAGAUAUUUCUUAAUCAGAAAGGGCCAACUUCAGGAAGAUCACCUUAUCAACCAAGUCUUUUCAAGAUUUUGUGAAAUUAGGCAUAACCACAGACAAGAUCAGAAACCUACUGAUUUUGAGCUUGAAAUGAUGAAAGAAAGAUUUUCAAAUCUUUUUGUGGGGGAGGAUAUUUUCGAUAGUAGGGACAAAAUUUACUACAUUUAUAUAAGAAGCUUAUGGCUUGAUCAUAUCAGAAAAAGAGGAAGCAGAUGA